AACCGUUUCCUCCAACAGACGUGUAGAAGAACCUGGAGUGUGCAUCUGUACUCUGUGGCAUUGAUGCACCACAAUUUAAUUAAAUUCUCGAAGUCAUCUGAAGACUUGUUUUACGGGGAAAUGUCCCCACUUGGGCUGUUUGAGUGCUUAGAAAUGAAAUUACGCAUAUUUGGGGUAACGUGUGAACUGCAUAUUUGGUGCUAUUUCAUUAGCGAAGAUGGAGGCUAACAUGCCAAAUCUCAAUGAUCGGUACGUCAACUAUGAUCAGUCUAACGAAACAAUGAAGGUCUUAAAUGAAACAUUGAAGCUCUUAAACAACACACAAGUCAAUGAUCAUAUUUAUGUUCGUGUUUGUGCGUCGGCCGUCGCCUUCCUGAUCUUGGCUUUCUUCAACAUCAUCAUCAAUUGUACCAUCCUGCGCCAGGAGAGACUGCGGAAACAUGCGCGCUUCGUGCUGGUCUUCCACCUGUUGCUCUCUGCGCUUAUCUAUUUUGCAGUGUGUUGGGGAUUUUAUCUGCAGAUUUACUUACAACUGAGGCCAAAGGCGUCGACUUGUGCUGCACUGAUUACUAUACUGACCACAAGCGCGUCCAAUAUCCUUAUCACCUUGACGGUGAUGGCAGUGGACCGCUACUGGGCUAUCUGUUUUCCCAUGCGCUAUAGCAACUUAUGCGCAAGGCAAUGGACAUGGCUUCUUGGACUACUGACCUGGGGUCUUGCAUCUAUUAUACCCCUUAGCCUUUUCCCCUGGACAGAUAAAACAGACUCCAAUGGACUUUGUGGGAGAGGGCAGCUGAAAAAAGGAGAAUUACACAAAAUUUUGUUGAUCAGCAUCUGUAGCUUAAUUAUUCUCUGCAGUUAUGCCAGGAUACUUUUUGAGGGGCGCCGGUUAGGUGUGUUAAACUGGCGCAAUAAGAUCGGCUGCAGGACUAUUGCCUGGCACGGGGUACAGCUCGCUGUCUACAUCCUUCCGAACUUCAUAAACUUUCUCUUGCACAUUUUGAGAAAGUACGACCACAUUCACCAGGAUGCAAAGGACUUGUUUGCAGUGGUGAACUUCGCGUUCUUCAGUAUAGCGCAAUGCAUUGCGCCAAUUGUAUAUGGACUUCGAAAAGAGGAGAUUUUGGAGCAGUUAAACCAGGACAGUUGGUGCUCCCCCUGUUUUCUUAAAAAUGUGGUGGAGUGGACCGUUCGUCUGACUCAACCUCGUCACCAUUCCCAUUCACGGGAGAGACGACUUACAUCCCAAACUCUGCUCUCACUAGAACCGCCUCGUUCCCCUGCGUGAGCGACUGUGAACCUAAUUAAGCCGUUAAGCAGUCAUCCUGCAGGAAUGUUUUGAAACCAGUUCCAACUUCCAACCGAUGAUUCUGGAGAGCGGUGCUCUACGACCUUUGGUUCCGACUGUGUUGGGGGUGGGGGGUAUGAAUGAAGGCUGUGAAUAUGAAGGAAGGCGUUGAAUAUAAUGUGAAUAUGUCUGUUAUAUGAAAAAUGCUCCGCUGUGGGAUAUCACAAAGUAUAACGUAUAAACCCUAGGCUUUUUAAAAAAAAUAUUAAAUGUGUAUCAUUGGGAACGUGUCUGACAAGAUUAACUCUCCUCUAUAGUUGUUCAGACCAGCUGUUAUGUUGUUUGUUGAGAUAGGGCGUCCAAAACAAGCAACAUAAUGUAAUAGCAACGAAUUUCGGUCAUUUGUCAUGCAGCAGUGCGGUUAAUUCAACAUAACUUGGUAGGGAGUGGCAGCAGUAUCACUGUUAAUUGAAUGAAAACCCAGUCAGUUGCAGUUAUCAAAACACAGAAGGGUACUUAAAAAAAAAAAAAAAAAAACAAUGUUCUGAUUUGGAUAAGGGGAGGGGGGCGGGUUUUAAUCAGCAUAGUUGUCAGGGUACUAUUGCAUCACUGUUGACAAGUUUACAUAGAACUGUGAGUCAGAAAACCGGCAGAUAUGGAUGAACUCCUUUCAUGAAAUUGCAUAAAUGUACAAUACUGUAUUUAUUUGGCAAAAAGUGUAGAAUUAGUUCAGACCUAUAGGUUUUAUAGAAUGAAAUAUUUAAGGGCUGUCUCAAUAAAUAAAUACAAAUUAACUGAG
Messenger RNA from Clupea harengus (Atlantic herring), 2087 nucleotides. RefSeq names its product odorant receptor 131-2. Gene Ontology annotation, molecular function: G protein-coupled receptor activity; olfactory receptor activity; odorant binding. NCBI's taxonomy places the organism in Eukaryota, Metazoa, Chordata, Actinopteri, Clupeiformes, Clupeidae. The record is from RefSeq and is a predicted model, not a curated record. Gene Ontology annotation, cellular component: membrane. Gene Ontology annotation, biological process: G protein-coupled receptor signaling pathway; detection of chemical stimulus involved in sensory perception of smell.